This is a messenger RNA of Saprolegnia diclina VS20, 990 nucleotides long. RefSeq lists its product as hypothetical. The record is from RefSeq and is a predicted model, not a curated record. NCBI's taxonomy places the organism in Eukaryota, Oomycota, Saprolegniomycetes, Saprolegniales, Saprolegniaceae. The transcript has 5 exons. The coding region runs from base 7 to 903 and encodes 298 amino acids.
UUUUGCAUGAGCAGUCGAGAAGUCGCGGCCGAGCCUGACGAUGGCGGCUUCCAGGCGUACCGCGAGAAGUUCAACGAGACGAUCGCCGCGCCCAAUGGACCGCUCCUGCGCGUGAUCCAACCGCCGCUGGAUGGCCUCCUCGAGUCCAAGCGCACCGAGCUCAUCGAGACCGCCGAGGAGAACCUCGAGGAGGACAUGGACGAGCUCAAGGACGCGACGCAUAUCCGCAACGUCGAGAUCCAGCGGCAGUUUGAUGCAAUUCUGACACGCGGCCACCACUUUGAAGUCAAGCUGGCGGACGAGACGCGGCAGCGCGACGAGUCGAUUGCGAUGCUCAAGGCCUCGUUCACGUCGGCUUUUGACGACGCGUAUGCCGAGAUGGAGGCCAAGACGAACGCUGCGUUCAACGGUCGGCUAGACGAGACGAUCGCGAACGAAGAGGCGCGCGAGAACAACGUGCAAGUGCUCUUCGACGAGUUCAUCCAAGUGACUGUGCCCAAUAUCAUUGAAGCGCUCCAAGGCACGAUCACAAGGCGGCUGGAAAAGUCCCACGAGACGUUCGACAUUGACAACACCAAGCUCCUCAAGCGCGAGAAGAAGAUGACGUCACAGGUCGAGGGCCACGAGCGCAAGACCGCACAGGCGUUCGGGGAUGAAAAGGACCGGCGCGUCUCGACAUUCGUCGCGUUGCAAGAGGCCAUUCACGCCACGAUGCGCACCGACGACCGCCAGACGGAGCGAAAGCAGAGCGCCCACAUCGAGACGAUCGUCGCCUUGUACAACCAGUACCUCGAAGAGAAGGAGAUGCGGGAGACAGAGGACGCCGAGCUCCUCGAGAAGGUCUCGAGCGCCAUGGAGCGCCUCCAUGCGAGCAUCCUCGAGACCUUUGGCGAAGAGAAAUGAACCAAAGCCAAGCGGCGUCUCCGCAUGGCAACCUGCGUCCUGCGAGGUGUUUUGAAUCCAAAUCUAUUCGACUUGUACUUUGUCUCC